Macrosiphum euphorbiae (potato aphid) is the source of this 471-nucleotide messenger RNA. The record is from the annotation of a GenBank genome assembly. Lineage: Eukaryota; Metazoa; Arthropoda; Insecta; Hemiptera; Aphididae.
AUGGACGUGGUUGAAAUAACAGCUGCGGCUGCAUUGUGUGCAUACAGUUAUCAUAAUUUUCUAAAUUUAAGCCACUCAAAAAAAAUUAAACAACCCAAUAAGAGGAGAUGGUGGACAACAACAAUACACAGAAACAGAACAAAGCAAAGCAUGGAAAAUGUAUUUGUAGAAUUGUUAUAUGAACCUUCAGGCGAGUUUGAAAAUUUUACUAGAAUGUCAUUAUCAGAUUUUGAAUAUUUACUCACUUUAAUUUCACCUAUUAUUUCAAAACAAGAUACUCAACUGAGAGAUUCAAUCCCAGCUAAGAUAAGACUAGCAAUUACGCUACGAUUUUUAGCUACAGGUGAUAGUUAUAAAAGCCUUCACUUUUUGUUUAAAGUAUCUAGCCAAAUAAUAUCAAAGAUUGUACCAGAAGUAUGUGCAGCAAUCAACCAAGUUCUUAAAAAUGAAGUGAAGGUAAAAAUAUUAUAA